AUGCAAAGAGACAUAUUUGAUCGAAUGUUGGGGAUAUCUCUAAGCCAUAAGGUUGAUAUUGAAAAAGUACUUUCAUUCCCACUUACGUCUUUGCCAACAUCCAAGUGUUAUGCUGAUGGAACUAUUUGCAAAACAGAUAAAGCACAGUUUGUCGCAAUAAUCGAGAAAACAAUGGAAGACAAUAUCAAUAAGCAUCCGCUGUGUUUCGACAUAGCUAUACUAGAUGGCUUCUUCAUGAAAGAAAUACCUCAAACUUUUAAUGGGUUAUCUAAUAAGGUCCUCAGUACAAUAACUCAAUUUAAAGCAAGUCGCAUUGACAAUAUAUUUGAUCAAUAUUUUACACCCUCAAUUAAAGAUUCUAAGCGUACACGUAGGGAUGAAUCGGCCAGCCCAGUUUCGAUUGGAUCUAAUCAAAUACGACCUCAUAACUAUACUGCUCAGCUCAAAAAUAUUCAAUUCAAGGAAGAUCUAGUUAAAUUUUUUUUAAAAACUGGUCUACUGACGACAUGGCACCUUUUAUUGGCAAUAAAACAAUUUACUUAA
Messenger RNA from Psylliodes chrysocephalus, 543 nucleotides. The record is from the annotation of a GenBank genome assembly. NCBI's taxonomy places the organism in Eukaryota, Metazoa, Arthropoda, Insecta, Coleoptera, Chrysomelidae.